AUUCUCCGCGCCCAUUGUAUGACUUCCCUGCCUCGCGGUAAUGCAAUGAUCACGAGUACCACUUUCCAGUGUACGUCAAGGCACCACUCUAUCUCUCCAUUGGUCAGUACCCUAAUAGAAGCCUGACCGCGGUCCUAGUACAGUCCCACAAAGCUUCCUCAAACCACCAUGGCGUCCUCACCUCCCCCAUACAAGCCCUCGAGUGCGCGAAGACAUGCGGCAUACUACUUUGCCGACGGAAACUUGACAAUAUUGGUGGAGAGGACCCUGUACAAUGUAUGGGCAGCGACAUUCCGACAGCACUCGAGCUCGUUCGCAAAGCAGUUCUCGCUCGCGGCCGAUCGAGAGACAUCGGAUGCAUCCCCGCUUCGCCUAGACAAUGUUACGACCGAAGAGUUCGAGAGAUUUCUCUGGAUACUCUAUCCUCCCGCGCUCGACCUAGAGAAACCGCAAACCGUCGAUGACUGGCUCGCCAUCCUCAAGCUGUCCACGAUGUGGAACUUCCCCUCAGCUCGCAACCUCGCCAUCCAGCGCCUCGCAAAGCUCAGGACUGACCCCGUGCGGCAGCUCGUCAUGCAAUUCCAAUACAGCGUCGACGCGCAAUGGGGGUACGAGGCAUUCCGCGCGCUCUGCAAGCGCCGCGAGCCGCUGAGCCUUGUGGAGGCGCGCGAUGUGGGGAUGGAGGUGGUCAUAAAGGUGUCGGUCGCGCGCGAGCGGUUGGCGAGGACGUGGACGAAACCUGAGAGUAUCGUGCAAGAGGUUUGGAAUUUUCCCAUGUUUUGAAAGGGUAGACGAACUACUGAAUGUACCAAUAAAUAGAAACACAGCAUGCACCGCUUGCCGAAUCCUGUCAGCGCUACAAUAUAGUCUGUCCUACCGUGAUUACAAUGGACUUUCAGUUGCCUUGCAACGCAGUAAGUACGCAGCCCCCGGCGCAUGUAGAUAGACGAAUUUCUGGACGAGCGCCCAAUGCCGGCCGUACGGCCCCGCAACAUCAUCGGGCUCCGCUCUCAGCAGCUUGCACAGCUCCUCUCCCGGGCGCCGUGCAUCCCAGAAGGUCAUGAAUAAUUCCUCCAAGAGCGUGCUCACUGUGACCUCUCGUAGGUGAAAUUCUCUGUACAGCCCAGACAUGAGAACGCGAACAAAGAACCAGUCAGCCUCGAAGGCAGGGUGCGGGUGCGGCGCGGCGCGAG
Molecule: messenger RNA, 1193 nt
Organism: Schizophyllum commune H4-8
Lineage: Eukaryota; Fungi; Basidiomycota; Agaricomycetes; Agaricales; Schizophyllaceae
Exons: 3
Coding region: 169-783 (204 amino acids)
Molecular function (GO): protein binding
Source: RefSeq, a predicted model, not a curated record